AUGACGACGAUUGAGGAAGUUGUUGCCAUAACAGGUGGUAGUGGAUUUCUUGCGCAGCAUCUCAUCUUCUGUUUACAGCGAGACAAUCAUCUCGAAAGUACUGUUGUCGAGAUUCGAACUAUUGAUAGAAAUUCAUUCAGCAAAUUUCUUGAUUAUCCAUCACGCAUUCCUUUAAAUCAUUAUCAAUUUGAUAUUUGUGAUGAAAAAAAGCUUAAAUUAGCGCUUAACUCUGUAACAACCGUUUUUCAUUGCGCUGGUAAAUCACUGGAAUAUUUACAUGACGGUAUAAAUCACACUGAUCAAUACUGGCAUGAUAAUACAAAUGCAACGGAAAUUCUAUUAAAAGUUAUGCAUGAAGAGAAAAUUCCACAUUUGAUUCAUAUAAGUGAUGCAUAUGCAUGCCUGCCAGUGGGUGACAAUUAUGGCUUAUCGGAACAGAUGCAUUUGAAUUUUCCAAAUAAUUUUAUGCUUGGAAUUUAUGGACAGUCAAAAAUGCGCUCAGAAAUGUGUGUUCGAAAAGCUGCUGCUAAAGGUCAAAUAAAUGCAUUAAUCUUACGUCCAACGUUUAUCUAUGGUGAAGGAGAAAAACAUUUGUUGGGUUCAGCAUUAAAAUUAUGUUCGAUAUACGGUGGCAUUCCAUAUUUACAGGAUGACAGUAGAGGACUUCAUCAAUUUCUUUAUGCGGGUAAUAUGGCUGAGAUAAUGAAACGAGGAAUGAUGUGCUUGAAAGAAAAUCCGGAAAGAUAUAACGGCGAAGUAGUAAUCUGUAUGGAUUGUACACCAUGCAUACGAUUUGUUGAUUUUAUGGUACCAUUUUUGGAAGCGAAAGGCUUAAAACGUAUAAGCACAUUAAACUAUAUGCAAGCUCAUUUCAUUGCAGUAUUUUAUGAAAUUCUAAAUAAAUUUGCGCCAAAAAAAUCAUUCGGUCAUUUGACAUUAUCAUCAAACAAAUUUAUCAAUUGUUGGACGAUAGGAUUUUCCAAUCGUAAGUUACGUCUAUUACUUGAUUUUGUGCCACCGUACGAGCAAUCGCAAGCAAUAAAUCAAACAUUAUGUUGGUAUCGCAAAAAUGGACAAACAAAUAAAAAUCACAAGAAGACAGUUGAACUUAAGUAA
Molecule: messenger RNA, 1116 nt
Organism: Brugia malayi
Lineage: Eukaryota; Metazoa; Nematoda; Chromadorea; Rhabditida; Onchocercidae
Gene: Bm45
Exons: 7
Coding region: 1-1116 (371 amino acids)
Biological process (GO): steroid biosynthetic process
Molecular function (GO): dTDP-glucose 4,6-dehydratase activity; 3-beta-hydroxy-Delta5-steroid dehydrogenase (NAD+) activity
Source: RefSeq, a predicted model, not a curated record